AUGGCGGCGUACGAGAAGCGGCGGGCGGCCGCCGCCCCGGCCCCGGCCCCGGCCCCGGCGGCGGGCAGCGGGCUGGCGGAGCCGGCUCGCGCGGCGGCGGGCGAGCUGGGGAGCGAGGCGGAGUUCCUGCUGCGGGCCGGCGUCACCGCCAUGGUGCGGGAGGCGCUGCUGAAGGUGCUGGAGGCGCGGCCCGAGGAGCCCGUCUCCUUCCUGGCCGACUACUUCGAGCGGCUGGUGCUGGGCAGCCCCGGCGCGGCGGGCGAGGCCGCCGCGGAGCUCCCGGGGCCGCCGCAGCGCCUGGCCCGGGCGCUGUGGUACGUGCGCCUGGCUCACCACUCCCACAGGACGGCCUUCGACAGCAACGCCGGCGCGGCCUACGAGGUGCUGGGCGCCGGCGGCCGGCGGCGGAAGGCGGGCGUGGACGGGCGGCUGUACAGCGAGCUGCUGCGGCGCAUCUGCCAGCACGGGGGAGCGCCGGCGGAGGCGGCGGCGGCGCUGCUGGGGCGCGUCCGCUGCCGCGACCACGAGGCCGUGCCUUUCGACGUCUUCCGCUAUGGCGUCCUCACCUGCUUCGUGCUGCUGGAAUUCGCGGCCAAGGCGGACGCGCUCUUCGGCGUCCUGGACGGCGGCUCCGGCGCCGCCGACGGGAGGGUCUGCCAGGCCGUGCUGCGGGCGCUGGAGGACGCGCUGGGCGCCGGCCACUUCUCUCUCCCCAGCCGCUACCUGGAGGCGGGCUCCAAGCUGGGGCCGGACGGCCUGGCCCUGGCCAUGGACCGGGCGCUGCAGGAGAGGAAGCUGGGCGCCUCCAUGAGCAGGGAGGAGUUCCUGAAGAAAGCCACCGCCUUGUUCGUUGCAAAAGUGAAGCCUGUUGAGUAACGCCCGGGUGGGAGCAACGCUGACUGCGUCCGCUUCGAACCCCUCGAGUGCUCCGCGCAGAGCCAGUCACGCGAAGGAGGCUCCGGACCCCGGCGCUAAGCUGGACGGCGAGCACGGGGGGCUGGUCAGGCGCUGUCUGGAGAGCCUGGGUCUGCCCGACGAGAGAUUCCCGAUUUCCAUGCUCCCUUCCUUGUUCCGAGCGUGCCAGGUGCCCAGCCACCUCCAGCGCCGGAUGCGUCCCUGUCCGCUGUGCCUCUCCCUGCCGCAGCUCCUCCGAUCCAGCCGGCAUUAGUAAAUCUUAUGUAGGUGUUAACUGGGGACUUGCAAGGAGGCCUGUAAACGGUAGGGCAGCGUUAGUCAUGAAAAAUGAGCUAGAAUGAAGUAAAUGUGGGGCUGGACCUCCAGAUAUCCUGCAGUUUCGUCCUAGCCCUGGCAAUGUCAUGUUUUGCAGCUUCAGCGGGGAACUUUGUUUCUGCUUUUGGGUUUGUUUCACACCUACCUGUGAAGUGGGGGGCGAUGCUUAUCUACCUCACAGACUACUGUGAGGAUUCGCAGGUAAAUACAGGGCUGAUCCAAAGUGUGAGAUAAAGCGUUAUUUUAUUAAGCAAAAUGUUUUAAACGCACAGCAGAUGAGAAACGGCCGGCUGGGGAGCAAACCUCCCUGGGAAGGGCAGCGAGCCAGAGGGGGUUCUGCCUCUGCCGGCAGCCGAGCUGCGAGGCGAUGAGCUGUCCUUGCUGUCUGCUUGCUCGGCGUUUACCCAACCGCCUCUGGCUGCUGUGGUCCGGACUCUGAAGAUCAAAGCUCAUACCUGAGCCAUGACUUCUCAAGCGAAGCUGCAGAGUCCUACGGAUUUGAUAAUGAUUUGGGCUGUGGAGCACCGGGUCAAGACGAGACAAACCCCCUUCCCUGAGGUCAUAGUUUGCUUUUGAACAGAGAUGCGUGUUGAACCAUGUGUUAUUUAUUUGAACUUGUCUGUUAAUUAUUUAUACUGUGCCAUUAUUGGUUUACUGUAAGACAUUAAAGCUUUUUAUUAUUGUU
Messenger RNA from Gymnogyps californianus (California condor), 1915 nucleotides. RefSeq names its product tubulin polyglutamylase complex subunit 1 (gene TPGS1). NCBI's taxonomy places the organism in Eukaryota, Metazoa, Chordata, Aves, Accipitriformes, Cathartidae. Gene Ontology annotation, biological process: protein polyglutamylation. The coding region runs from base 1 to 876 and encodes 291 amino acids. Gene Ontology annotation, molecular function: microtubule binding. The record is from RefSeq and is a predicted model, not a curated record. The transcript is spliced from 2 exons.